This is a messenger RNA of Chaetomium strumarium, 1938 nucleotides long. RefSeq lists its product as uncharacterized. Lineage: Eukaryota; Fungi; Ascomycota; Sordariomycetes; Sordariales; Chaetomiaceae. The coding region runs from base 1 to 1938 and encodes 645 amino acids. The transcript is spliced from 2 exons. Gene Ontology annotation, molecular function: protein binding. The record is from RefSeq and is a predicted model, not a curated record.
AUGUCGUUGGUCAAGUUGCCGUACGAACUGGUAUCGUACGUAGUCGACUAUCUCGAAUUAAGCGACGUCUUCAGCCUAAGCCUCUCCUGCAAGAAAUUUCUGUUUCUAUUCCAGGAGGCCAAUAUUUCGAAAUGGUUGCUUGAGAGCAAAGCACCGUACAGCAAAGAGGCUCGCGACGCUCGGGUCAACAAGAGGUAUGCAUCCGGCCUCAGGCGCCUUACCAAGCGUCAAAGAGCGGUUGCGUCCGUGUCUCCCUAUCUCGUUGCAGUGGUUGCCUUUUCCGAGCACUGGAUGUAUGAAAACGGUAUUCUCUGCUAUGUCCGCAAUCACAACCUUCGCAUCCUCGACCUGCACCAUCCUGGGAGUCACGAGAUCGUGGUCGACAUAGCCAAGCUGCUCCUCGAAGCGGUCCAAGAUCCUCAGCCGCGGCGUAAGUGCAAGUUUCAGCUGCUAUACUAUUCACACAACAUUGUCUCCUGUGUCUACAAACAGCGCCGGCACAACGACUCCGGGCAGCGAAGCAACUGGCUUGUGGCCGUCAACCCCCGAGAAGCCCGGAUCGUGGCAGUCCGUCAGCUGGUAUCCACGUCUAGGUUAUUUGUGCGAAACAACAACGAGUUUCUCUUCUACGGCACCACGUAUGAGGCGGUGGAUGGCUAUGACCGCUGGGCGAUCGGCGGUUUCGACAUCCGAGCCGGAGCCGGGACAUCGGAGAGCGCCAGCACAUGGCUCGGCCUUCUCAAUAUACCGAUGGUGAUCGGGACGGACAUCGGUGCGACGGUCUGCUUUGAGAUCUUUGGGGGUUACUUCUACGGUGUGUCGAACCAGGGGAACUUCCAAGACGAAACAGGGGAUUGGAUCUCGUACUAUUCCUGCUUCAGAUUUCCGCUCGCUCGGCAGGGAUUUCAGAAGUUCAAAGCGCUGCCUCGGGAGCGAAUCUGGCGGCGGAAUCAUACAGAAGGCCCUAUCGACGACAGAUGGACCUUCCUCCGCAUCUUUGAAGACGAGUCAACGGGCGAGCUCAAGGCCAUAGAAUCCCGAAAGGAGUGGCUCGCUGGCAGCAUCUCAGCCAGGCGUACAUACUAUACGACGCCCAUCAGUUUCGAUGAUCCAACCGAAGGCUCUGUGACUGGGCGCUCAUUGGAGGGAACAGGCUCUACAACGUCUGCGGCUAAGAACCGGCAGGCGACUGUUCCUCGGACAAGGUUGCGAGAUCCGAACACCGUGCACCCGGGUGACGACAGGUUUACUUUCGCCGUGAAUCUGAGCAAGUGUCCCAUUCGCUCAUACCACCCGCCAUGCCACACGUUUAUUGAUCUUGUGGACGAGUCAGACCCCUUCAACCCCGCGGAUCAGCGCAUCCGCCUCCGUGGCGGCUCACGGCAUCCGCGGAGCCCCGGGGGGCUUGCGCGGCCGGAAUGCCUGCCGGCAGCACAAGGGGAACUUGAUUCCCGAGCAGCUCUUCUGCGCCAGAUUGACGGACUGUACAAAAGCGAGAGCAACCUCUUCUGGCCACCCAAACCAAACUCGGCCGAUCCUGAUCCCGCGCUUGCCGAGCUUUACGCAAUGCUGAGCCCCCCGGGACAUUUCGGAAGUCUGCGCGGCAGCUGGGACGAACGGUCCAUUGUCUACGCAACCGGGAACAGGGCGGGAGGCAUCCAAGCGCUGAUAUUCCUGUCUUUCGACCCCGCCAUCUACUUGAAUGGUACGCCGCCGUAUUCGGGUAGCUCGUCCCUUGGCGGAAAGUCAAAGGAAAAGGGUAGCAACACUGCUAAAAAGGGCCCGCUGCCGCAGUCUGAUACUACCUGUUGUCUUGGGGAGGGUUUCAAUCUGGGCCAGUCCACGAGCGGGACUCAUCAAGACAACGAAGUGUCCUGGAGGCGGUUCGAGCCGGCUGCAUACCGCGAGAUAUCGAGGGGUUACCACUUUGCACUCUGA